UGGCGUGACUGACUCCGCGUCUUCCAAUGGCUCCUAUCAUGUCAAGGUAACAUGAUAAUGUUUCCAAUGACAGCUCGUGCCGGCAAUUCGUAGCAAGAGCCAUUGGAGGCAAAAUAGAAUGGGCCGGAAUAUAGUGCGGUGUUCAGCACCAGGUGAGGCUCACUUUUAUUCUUACUACAGUACAAAAGGAUCCGCGUCCUGCAUCAACAACUUCAAUCCGCCUUAUGUGAUAGCUUUACCACCCAUUACCGCACUACACACUACCUAUUUACAAUGGCUACAGAACGCACAGAACCGCCGUCCGCGAGGGACCGGCGGGUGUCCAUCUCUCAGCUGCCGGACGCUACUCUUGAGCUCGGCAAGAGCUUGUACCCAGAACCGUUACAUUUCAAGACGACAGCACAUCUGGCUGAAUUUCGACGAGCAGCGGACUAUAUCUCUGCUGCGAUGAUCUUCCUACGUGAUAAUGUCUUGCUCGAACGAGAUUUGAGCCCUGAUGAUAUCAAGCAUGUCAUUGGUAUCUCUGCUGGCACUUCAAUAGUGAAUGCUUAAUGACGUAUCCAGGAUACUGGGGCAUCUCCCCCGGCCUCACUCUCAUCUACGCCCAUAUCAACCUCACCAUUCAAAAGUACGAUCAGCCCAUGAUCUGUCUCAUCGGAGCAAAUUACGGUGUCCCAGCUGUUCUUUCUUGUCUUUGGCUGGAAAGAUCUUUGGAACGCUUUUAUCCACAGUAUAGCCGGGACAGAAAGGGCUUGCACAAUCUGAUUACCAGUUUCAGCGUACCUGGAGGAUUUCCUAGUCACAUCAGUGCCAGAAUUCCAGGAUGCAUUCAUGAAGGUGGCGAACUCGGACAUGUCUUGAGUGUCGCGUAUGGUACGGUGAUGGACAAACCAGAGUUGAUCUCUGUCGCAGUCAUUGGUGACGGCGAGGCCGAGACGGGUCCAACAGCAACUGCAUGGCACAUGUGCAAAUAUGUCAACCCUACUCAAGACGGAGCUCUUCUGCCUAUUCUAUACCUGAGCAGCUCAGAAGAGAGCCAAAGAACAAUUUUCGGGUCCAUGGAUAAUGCCGAGCUCUGCUGUCUGUUUUCCGGAUACGGCUAUCGUCCCUGUAUCGUCGACGAUAUGCAGGACGUCGACAGGGAGCUAAGCAGCGCCUUGUACUGGGCAGUCGAGGUUAUCAGAGAGAUCCAACUUGCAGCCAAAGCCGGAGAACAUGAUGUCGUGAAACCAAGAUGGCCAAUGAUUAUUCUGAGGAUUCCUAAACGAUGGGGCUAUCCUCAGCUCGACCCCGAAGAGCAUUUUUCUGGCUCAUUCCACGGUAGAGAAGUACUCCUGCCACAUGUCAAGAUCAACCAGACAGAAUUGCAGCACCUUCAGGACUGGCUAAGGUCAUACAAGCCAGCCGAGAUUCUUCCUGGAGGGCAGAUUUCUGAAGGAAUCGAGAACAUCAUUGCACCGAACGAGAGGCUUCUCCUUGGCCAAAACCGAGUCACUUGGGAUAUUCGGCACCAUCUUGAUGUUCCGGAAUGGAGACAUUUCGCGGUUGCCAAAGGCAAUCACAGCAGCUGCCUCAAGGAGGGAGGUCGAUACCUCGAUGAGACUCUGGCACGAAACAAGCAUACGCUGCGUAUCUUCUCUCCCGACGGUCUUGUGGCUAAUAAGCUCAACCAACUCGACAAAUUGUCAGACCGCACUUUUCGCAGCUUCAGAUGGGACGCAAACAAUGUCUCAACCGGUGACCAGGUGAUUGAAUUCGCUUCUGAACAUACAUGUCAAGGCUUGCUCCAAGGCUACACUAUGACUGGCCGGACGGGAAUUUUCGCUGCGGAUGAGAGCUUGUUUCCCAUCAUCGCCACAAUGAUGACUCAAUACGGCAAGUUCUUGAGAAUGGCACGAGAAACACCUUGGCGGAAGGACUUGAACAGCCUGAACUACAUUUCAACGAGCACAUGGACUCGCCCUGAGUCAAAUGGACUAUCCCACCAGAAUCCGAGCUUCAUCGGCGCUGUGCUGAACUUGAAACCAACCAUCGGAAGGGUCUACUUGCCGCCAGAUGCGAACACGUUCCUAUGCACCCUCGCCCACUGUCUCCGUUCCAAGAACUACGUCAAUUUGAUUGUGUCGUCGUCACAUCCUGGCCCGGUAUGGCUCAGUCCCGAAGAAGCAGAAUUCCACUGCCGCGCUGGAGGCGGUGUCUGGAAAUUCGCAAGCACCGACGAAGGGAUCGAUCCCGAUGUCGUCCUCGUCGGUAUUGGAUCAGAGGUCAUGUUUGAGGUGCUCGCAGCUUCCAGUUAUCUUAGGAAACUCGCACCAGCAAUGUCCGUUCGUGUCAUCAAUGUCACAGACCUGAUGAUACUGGGUCGUGAGGGCUCACAUCCGCACGCUCUGAGCCACCGCGAUUUCGAUAUCCUCUUCACACCACACAGGGAAAUCCACUUCAACUACCAUGGCUACGCCAAUGAAUUGCAAGGUCUCCUCUUCGGACGGCCGAAACUGGAAAGAGUCUCCAUCUCCAGCUUUCAGAACGAACUUACCAGCACAACUCCUUUUGAAACGAUGCUGAAGAACAAGUGCAGCCGGUACCACGUGGCUGAAGCAGCAAUCCGCGGUGCAGCAAAAUGUAACCCGCACAUUGCGGUCGACCUCCAAAAGCUUGUGGCCCAUGUCCAGCACGAACGCGCCAAGGUGGAGCAAUUCAUCCAGAAGCACGGGGUCGAUCCCGCCGGCAUGUACGAUGUACCCAGGUUCUCAAAGCCUUGGCAUCGACAUCGUCAGCCGGAUGGAGACCAGGACUGGACCGCGCACGACAAGUCGUUCCAUCUGCCGAAGGAGGAGCAGGAUUGGGAGUGAUUUCGAUUCAAAAUUGUACACUGAACAUCUGCAUGGGAAGCAGUCGACUGGCAGUCGUUGCAGACGACCGACGGCGUUUGAAGGGACAUUCAUUCAUCGUGAUUGAAGGUUCAUUGACAGGGAAACGUCCGGGUUGGAUUGAGACACGUAAUGAACUUUGGGAAAAUGCAUCUUCAAAGGGGUUCCGGACAAACCAGUGCUAUUGAAGCACCGGCUAAGUGGUGGAAUAAGAAGCACGUUGGUAGUACGAAAACAAUUUUUACGGACAUUACCUGAGAGUCACACGUCUAUGCUCGUCGUGAGAGCUAGGGAUGUGUCAAUACGUGUUACGCUAUCACGGCAGGGGAAAAUAAGCAACAGUGACCACGUCAAUGAUGUCUUAAUACCAUCCACAGUUGUGCCUACGUGGCUAAGGAAGGUUUCAUUUGCAGAGAGUGAAUAUUAUUGGGGACUAAUUUGCUUCUCCUAUUUGUCCUUUGAUACAGCUUUGAAGCUGACCGGUUCGCCAGUCAGCCAUCGUUCAUUCGAUCGUGAUGGUCUUGGUCUUGUUGGCUUUCUCGGACUUUGGCACCACGACAUGGAGCACACCAUCCUUCAAGCUGGCCUUGACCUUGUCCUGGUCGAUUGGCGUGGGGAAACCAAAGGUACGAGCGAACUCGCCACUGCUACGUUCAGAAUACCAGUAAGUUGGUCCU
This is a messenger RNA of Exophiala xenobiotica, 3547 nucleotides long. RefSeq lists its product as hypothetical. The record is from RefSeq and is a predicted model, not a curated record. Gene Ontology annotation, molecular function: aldehyde-lyase activity. The transcript has 5 exons. Bases 552 to 2852 code for a protein of 766 amino acids. Gene Ontology annotation, biological process: carbohydrate metabolic process. Lineage: Eukaryota; Fungi; Ascomycota; Eurotiomycetes; Chaetothyriales; Herpotrichiellaceae.